Messenger RNA from Durio zibethinus, 834 nucleotides. Its product is annotated as F-box protein CPR1-like. The record is from RefSeq and is a predicted model, not a curated record. Lineage: Eukaryota; Viridiplantae; Streptophyta; Magnoliopsida; Malvales; Malvaceae.
AUGCAAAGAGGAAGUUUUCAGGAGAAGGAAAGUAAUGACAGGACCUCAUCUCCGAUAUUCCUACGCCUGCCGGUGAAAGCUCUUUUACGCUUCCGAUGCCUCUCCAAAUCUCUUGGCAGCGAAAUCGACAGCCCUGAUUUCAGCAUUGCUCAUCUCAAGCAAUCACAAAAAGCUAAAAGCGGCCGCAAACUGAUUUAUAGUGAAACAAAAUUUAUGUAUCCUGAUACUGGUAUAUAUGCUGUUGAUUUUGAUGAUUUGCUCGGUGGAGCCAUUAAAUUAAACAACCCUUUGAAAUCGAAUAUUGGCUUCACUGAGGUGCGGUUGCUGCAACGGUUUGGUCUUGUUGCGUAUUCAAGCCUUUUUGGAUUCGGAUACGACUACGCCGGCGAUGACUACGUUGUCGUACGGAUUGAACAGUAUUUUGUCAACUACGGUUUUGCAGUCCAAGUUUGGGUUUUUGAUUUGUCCUCGAAUUCAUGGAGAAAAAUUGAACCUCAUGAUUGUCCUGGAAAGUACUAUUUUCGCUUGCUAGACGAUCAAGGUGUGUUUGCAAGUGGGGCAUUGCAUUGGCUGUCGAAUUCAUCCAGACAUGGGUGUGAUGAGAUUGUUAGCUUUGAUGUUUCAAAAGAGAAGUUUCUCAGAGUGUUUCCGCUAGUUCGACCCCACGAAGAAGGUUUCACUCUUUCCUUGGAAGCUUUGGGAGGGGACCUGAUUUUGUGUUCAAAUUCAACAGAGUUUUACCCAGAUGAGAUGUUGUUUGGGCUGGCUUCAUUGGAAAACGCUUUGCUUGGAAAAAAUUGUAUGGGUGCCAUCAUUACGAAGUCUAAAUUUUAG